AUGGCGCUGUUACUCAGCCACUUUGGGAAGCUCCCUCAAUGGCUCAUCACGAAGAUCUGGAAGAAGGUGAAAGCCGUCUCCUACAAGCUCUGGAAAAGCCGGGACUGGUUGAACUACGAGGACGUCCACCUGCUAUGGAUCCUCUUCUGGUCAGCACUCAACACCAUCGCUUUUGCAGCUCCAGGCAACAUGAGUUUCGACAAAGCUAUGGUAUUUGGCGUCUCCACAGCCACAGUCACAGGCCUCAACCCGCAGGACAUGUCCACACUCUUCCUGGGCCAGCAGAUCUGGACCUACAUCGCCGUUCGGGCCACUUCUACCCCUGGUAUCGCUGUGUUUACCCACUUGAAGAGAGUGCGGGACUUGAGGAAGUACAAGAAGGAGUAUUUUGAACUGAAGGAGAAGAUCGAGAGGGAGAGCAGGAGUAGCAGUGGUAGCGGCACACCGCCUGAUAAUCCCGCCGCUCCAGCUGUGGCUCAGGGAUUGGAGAGUCCGCCAGCUCAAGAUGCUGAGGAUCUCGCGCUCGGAGAGGCCCCAGGCGCGAUACCUCUCACACCCAUACCGACUUCUCCGCCCGUAGUGCAGACGCCCAUCAAUGUUCUGACUUUCCGCGACGCGCGAUAUCUCAAGCAACGCAUCGAGGCCAAGGAAUUCGGAGACGAAGGUCAGCUCGCCAGCAACGGCCAAUUCGAAGGUCUGAACCCACUAGGACGUCUCUACGUCCUGCUCCUCGAAUACCUCUCGCAAAAGUUCAACGUCGGCUUGAUCAUGAUAUACACCCUAACCAUCGAGGUGAUCGGCAUCAUCGCCUACAUCAUCCUUAUACGACAAAUGACAUUCUCCGAAGCUCUCGACAACGGCACGAACAUAUCCUGGGCCGGGGCAUACCACUCAGCCUCCGCAACGUUCAACUUCGGCCUCGUUCUGCUCGACACUGGGAUGCCUGCGUUUCGCCGCAUCAUCCCUUUCCUCAUUAUCUCGACUUUCCAACAACUCGCGGGGAACAUGAUGUUCGGUCCCUUCCUCCGGUGGAUAACUCGACUGUGUUAG
Messenger RNA from Fulvia fulva, 1050 nucleotides. RefSeq lists its product as uncharacterized. Lineage: Eukaryota; Fungi; Ascomycota; Dothideomycetes; Mycosphaerellales; Mycosphaerellaceae. Bases 1 to 1050 code for a protein of 349 amino acids. The record is from RefSeq and is a predicted model, not a curated record. Gene Ontology annotation, biological process: intracellular potassium ion homeostasis; potassium ion import across plasma membrane. Gene Ontology annotation, cellular component: plasma membrane. Gene Ontology annotation, molecular function: high-affinity potassium ion transmembrane transporter activity. The transcript has a single exon.